UCUUAUAUGUAUAUAUCACACUCAAUGCAUUGUUUCAAUUUUUACUCGUAAUAUCCGUCAUCUCUAUCCUUUCCAACGCACACAUUUCAACGCAACACGAUAAUUUCCCUUUCAUCACACUAUGUGCACGUUAGAAAAGUCCGGCAACAUCUUCUAUCUUACACUUACCGGCGACGAUGAACACCGUUUAAACCCUACUCUAAUCGCCACCCUCCGUUCAUCACUUUCCCAAAUCAAAUCCCAAGCCGUUAACGGCUCCGUUUUAAUCACAAAAGCAAACGGCAAAUUCUUCUCUAACGGCUUUGAUCUAAAAUACGCACAAGCUGGCGGCUCACCACAAGCCGCCAAAGAUCGCUUACUCAACAUGGUCGAUUUAAUGAAGCCGUUGGUCUCCGAUUUCAUGUCCCUACCAAUUCCGACAAUCGCCGCCGUUACCGGCCACGCUGCGGCGGCGGGGCUGAUGUUAGCCAUGUCUCAUGAUUACGUCACCAUGAGAUCGGAUAAAGGUGUGGUGUAUAUGAGUGAAUUGGAUAUAGGCAUGACAUUGCCUGACUAUUUUAUGGCAUUGAUAAGGGGGAAAGUUGGAUCAGCUGGUGCGAGGAGGAGUUUGGUGUUGAAAGCAGCGAAGAUAAGGGCGGAGGAAGCGGUGAAGAUGGGAAUUGUGGAUAUGGCGGAGCCUACGGCAGAGGCGGCGGUGGAAGCGGCGGUUAAAUUGGCGGAGGAGUUGGGGAAGAAGAAGUGGAAUGGGAAAGCGUAUGCUGAGAUUAGGAAAUCUUUGGUACCGGAAUUGUGUGGGAUUUUAGGGUUGAAAGAAACUGUUGUCAUGCCUUCACGUCUCUGAGAUCAUUCUCUUCUUUUUGCCAACUUAGAAUUUGGUGUUUUCUAUUUCUCCUCCUUACAACAAAUAUUGAUGAUAAUAAUAAUAAUAAUAGUAAUA
Molecule: messenger RNA, 937 nt
Organism: Lycium ferocissimum
Lineage: Eukaryota; Viridiplantae; Streptophyta; Magnoliopsida; Solanales; Solanaceae
Product: enoyl-CoA delta isomerase 2, peroxisomal-like
Exons: 2
Coding region: 122-841 (239 amino acids)
Biological process (GO): fatty acid beta-oxidation
Cellular component (GO): peroxisome
Molecular function (GO): delta(3)-delta(2)-enoyl-CoA isomerase activity; enoyl-CoA hydratase activity
Source: RefSeq, a predicted model, not a curated record